GGCUUCGACCGCGGGCGGCCGAGGGGCGGGCGCGCCGCUGCAUCCCCAUCGUCGGCGUAGCUGGGCUCAGGGCGAGCGGAGACUGGCCGGAGCGGGCGGGCGGGCGCAGCGCCGAGGCCCGGCCAUGGCCACCACCAGCAGCACCACGGGCUCCACCCUGCUGCAGCCUCUCAGCAACGCCGUGCAGCUGCCCAUCGAUCAGGUCAACUUUGUAGUGUGCCAACUCUUUGCCUUGUUAGCAGCCGUUUGGUUUCGAACUUAUCUCCAUUCAAGCAAAACUAGCUCUUUUAUCAGACACGUAGUUGCAACGCUGUUGGGCCUUUAUCUUGCAUUUUUUUGCUUUGGAUGGUAUGCCUUACACUUUCUCGUCCAGAGUGGGAUUUCCUACUGCAUCAUGAUCAUAGCAGGAGUGGAGAGCAUGCAUCAAUGUUGUUUUGUGUUUGCUUUGGGAUACCUCACAGUGUGUCAGAUUACUAGAGUCUAUAUCUUUGAUUAUGGACAAUAUUCUGCUGAUUUUUCAGGCCCGAUGAUGAUCAUUACGCAGAAGAUCACUAGUCUGGCCUUUGAGAUUCAUGACGGGAUGUUUCGGAAGGAUGAAGAACUGACCCCAUCGCAGAGGGGCUUGGCCGUGAGGCGCAUGCCGAGUCCCCUGGAGUAUGUAAGUUAUACCUGCAACUUCAUGGGUAUCCUGGCAGGCCCUCUCUGCUCUUACAAAGACUAUAUUACUUUCAUUGAAGGCAGGCCAUCCCACAUGCCACAGUCCAGUGAGAAUGGAAAAGAAGAGCAGCAACAUGAAAGAGCAGACCCGUCUCCAAACGCAGCAGUUACUGAGAAGCUCCUAGUCUGUGGACUCUCUUUAUUAUUUCACUUGACCGUCUCCAACAUGCUGCCCGUGGAGUACAACAUCGACGAGCACUUCCAGGCCACCGCAUCGUGGCCAGCCAAAGCCACCUACCUGUAUGUUUCUCUUUUGGCUGCCAGACCUAAGUACUACUUUGCAUGGACCUUAGCCGACGCCAUUAACAACGCUGCAGGCUUUGGGUUCAGAGGGUACGACAGGAACGGAGUGGCUCGUUGGGACUUAAUUUCCAACUUGAGAAUUCAGCAAAUAGAGAUGUCAACAAGUUUUAAGAUGUUUCUCGACAAUUGGAAUAUCCAGACAGCUCUUUGGCUCAAAAGGGUGUGUUACGAACGAGCAACCUUCAGUCCGACAACCCAGACGUUCUUUCUCUCCGCCAUUUGGCAUGGGGUCUACCCAGGAUACUAUCUGACGUUCCUCACAGGAACGUUAAUGACGUUAGCAGCGCGGGCUGUAAGAAAUAACGUUAGACAUUAUUUCGUCGAACCCCCUCAGCUUAAGCUAUUUUAUGACAUCGUAACGUGGGCAGCAACACAAAUAACCAUCAGUUACACGGUCGUGCCGUUUGUGCUUCUCUCCAUACAACCAUCAUUCACGUUUUACAGCUCCUGGUAUUACUGCCUGCACAUCUGCAGUAUCUUAGUGUUGCUCUUGCUGCCUGGGAAAAAAUCUCAAAGAGGAAAGAGCACACAGGAAAAUGUUCAGCUCUCACGGGUCAAAAAGUUUGACGAAAGAGAAAAUUCUCUGGGACAGAACAGUUUUUCCACCACAAAUAAUGUUUGCAGUCAGAACCAAGACACUGCCUCUAGACACUCGUCACUAACGCAGUGACCGGGAGAGCGCGUGGUGGCUGUUUCCCGCCUGUGAACAGAAACCAGUCUUGACGCCUUUCCAGAGACUUACUGGGUGGAAAUGGGACAGUCUCAGAUGGGGGAUUUUCUGUACACCAGAUUGGAAAUGGAAUGAAAUAACCCUUCCUAUGCCAUGUUCCUGUGGGUCACGCCUUAUACAAAAUCUUUCCAUGUUUCGAUAGGGCACUCUGACCUCAGCCUCAAGGUCAUACAUGUGCCCUGUCGCUGAAUGUACAUCGCGUAUUCCGUAUCCCGAGGCCCUGAAGAGGUGGAAGAGUGGUCGUGUCAAUCUGGACGAUUGUAAGGUUACCUUUUCCCAAAUGAAUGUCUUGCCUUAAACCUUCUGUUCCCUAAGAUGUUGUUCCCCGUUGGUGUUUUCAAGCAUACUAGCGUGAGGAGAUGAUUUCAAUAUUUGAUGCGGUGUGCCACAAAGUGGAAUUGAGGCAGAGUUUAAACCGAAUAUUUAAGAUGGUGGGUACUUGAAAAAUGCUAAACAUCUCAGUAUUCCAAGGGUUUUCUUAAGGUAGCUCAGAGGACCGCACACAUGGUAGGACUGUAAGUGGUCGGGGCUGGUAAAUUACAGGUAGCUUAUUUUGCUGGGAGCUUAAUUACCUGGUGUCAGUUAGGGGGCCCUUUCAGGAGAACUUUCUUAAACAUAAUUAAAGGUUGGCAGUGUGAUAUUUUAGGCUUAUUUUCUUAAGGAAAAAAAAUAAGAAGAAGAGGGAAGAUGAGGUAAGCAGGACCGAAGGAAGAAAGCACUGUGUGGCCUGUAGCCGCAGGCGGAGGCUUCCCCAUUCCGUCUCCAAGAUCAGUGACUGUGAGAGACACAAAAGUUUAAUACCUUGAUCAUACUGUGGACUUUCUGAAGAAAUCUCUUGAGCAUAAAUUACAUAGAAUUAGAAGAGAUUUUAAGAGUAACAGUGGUAGAUUAUUUGAAGUUUUUGAAAGAAAUCUCUAGUAAUUAAGGUUAUUAUCUGGUUCAUCGGUGUCUUGUCCCUGUCAUUUUCAUUGCUCUUUGGGAAAAAUUUAGGGAAAAGAAAACUUAGUUGCUGAGUCUAAGUGACAUUUUUUUAAAAAAAAAAUUAAUAAAUUAGUUUCUACAUUCUUUAACUUCAUGCAUUAAAAUUCUUCCGUUGAACUCUUGGUACAGCAGCUAUGAGUAAGGGGUGGAUUGGAAGCCACAGAACCGAGCCAUAGACCAUAGGUUCCACCUUGUGCAAAAGGCUGGGCUUUGGGACCAAUAUUUUUGUGAAAUUUGUUUUGCUUUUUUUGCCUUACAUUUUCAAAUGAAAUGCAAAUUGUCAGUCUAUGAUGAGUUGGGUUUUGUUUUUUGUUUGUUUUUGUUUACUAAUACACUUGUGAGUAAAGUUAAGGAGGGACCAGCAGUGGUGGUGUAAAGUUUAAGAUCACAGUGGUACAGAGAGAGACCAUUGUGGCAUUCUAGGACUUUAGAGGUCUGUGCUGCAGACACUUUUGCUUUUCUGAAGGCAGGUCGUUUGCAUCUGAUUACAAGGGUCCUCCCCAUCCUCUCCCAGGGAAAGGGCAGGUAAAUACUUUUUUUAUUUUUCCCAUGUGCAUGUCGAAAUCAACCCAGCUGUAGAAUUCUAGAGGAAAGAAAAGAGUGUUUAUGGAAAGUAUCCAUCCCUGAAUGUUUGCAAUUUCACAAAUACCUUGGAGAAUCCAAUCACUAUUAGAGAAAGCUAUCAGCCCCAGGGCUUACGAGACAACCCUAGGCAUCUCCUAAGGGAAAGCUGGAGAGCCAGUGAAACUGCUGAAGGCUUGCUGGGUGGCUCUGGCCACUUACAGAUAACCCCCAUUUAUUUAUUUCUGUUACCUGAACACAUUUUAUUUCUAGGCCUAUACUCUUGAGUUGCUGUUGCCUGUUUCCUCUCAAAGAAUUUAUAAUCAAAGUAUUAUCAUCCAAAAUGCAAGACAAUGAUCAUUGUUCUAGUUCCUGAACGAUGCUACAUGGUGCAUCCGAUUUGACUGAGUUCUUUCUUUUUUCAUUCUUCUGCAGCUACCAAUUACAUUUAUGAGAUCAUUUUUUUUUGGAUGGCUGUCUUCUAAUUUGGAGAAAUAAUCUAAAAUAAAAUACUGUUUUCAAUUUUUCUCAAAAAAAUUAUGUUUUAUAAAAUGAACAUAAUUUCAUUUUAUAGAAUGUUCUAUAAAAUGAACAUAAUUUGGGGAUGUUGUAAAGGUUAUUUUGCUUCUACUUAGAAGGAUUUAAAUUAAUGUUUGUGCUACUGUUAAUUGUGAAGGAGGUCGUUAUAAUAUGUGCUUGCUGCAUUUAGCCGGCAAAACAGGUUUCAGUGUGUGUUUAUAUUGUUUUUCCAUCCCUAGAGUGUCAUGAAGUCACUCUAGAGAGGGUCCGUCUACAUUAUAUUUAUACUUCUGUUUUAUUCUAUACUACUCAGGGAAAAUAGAACAAGAAUAUUCUUCCCUCAGUUUCAUUUUCUUGAAACAAUAAUUGUUAUUUUGAUGUGUCUCAGCUCUGCUGUUUUUAAAAUAACGCAUCUUACUUAGAACUCAGAGUGACUGGGGAAGCUUGCUUAGCUUCUGGAAUACCUGAUGUUGGAGAGAAGGCUGGCUGGGCUUCAGAGGUGCCCAUGUCUUAGCAUGUUGGUCUCUACCAUGGUGACACCCAUGCAGGGUAAUCCCACACAUAACCACUUUUGAAGUCGCCAUCUAGAAAGUGAUGACGAUUCCCUGUAAGUACUAAUUGGACUGGCUGGUCCUUGCCCGGCCCGACCCUAUCCCCAUCCAGGUCCCACCAAAGCUCAUCCCCAACUCCCCCACUCCUGAAGGGCAGGUUCACAAAGGGAGCUGAUCACUGGCGGCUGCUUUUUAUUACUGGAAUUUAAGGUGCUUACUUUUAAAAGAAUGGUUGUCUAGCAACAGGAAGAAUGCCUUUUAAUCCAUUAACCCAGAAUGUGUAGCAACAUGCAUUUCCCCUUUGCUUUCAAUGGUUUCUGUUUCUGCUGGGUAAAAUUGGAGAGGAUUUAUUCCAUUAAAUACUGCCCAGAUAUUGCUGAUUUUACUGGACAGGAUUACCAGCGUGUGUCUUCUUGACAAUUAUUUCAUUCAAAGAACCUAGUUAUUCUAUAUUUUAAAUGACAGCAAUUUUAAAUUGCCAUCAAAAUAACCGUAACGGUUUUACUUUUGAAGAUUAGAUUAAACGUUUAGGACAAAUGCUCUCCCUGUUUAAAACCUGUACCUCCCCAGUCUUCAAACCCUGAGCAGAUCUGGACAGUUGUACUUCCCAGAUGUUCAUCAGCAUCAGCCCACUGAUCCUACGAGCUCUCUACAAUGGCUGACACAUUCCUGAGAGGGUGGACUGCACGCCCACCGAGAGUCAGCUCAAAUGCACAGUUAUAAACUAGUAUUUUGAAGGGUUUUAUAUUCUGGCAUGAAUAGUCUACCCUGGCUGAAAUUUCACACACCCAGUUGUACCUAGGUGCAGAAUUCGAGCUUACACUGUGACUGUAGCCUUAGCUGCCCCAGGACCAUGUGUACCUGUUCCACUCCACUAGUGACAUCCGAGGACUAGCUGAGCGUUUCUACUCCUGCCUUGGAUGCUAAAUUUCUGCUUCCCACUGCCCUUGGAAGAGCGAGUUUGCAUCAGAGAGGCUUCCGGAUGCUGGAGGAAGAGAUUUGCGUUGAAUACAAAUCCACUCUGAAUUUUGAGUUUGAUGGAUUAGGACGUAGCAGUUCUCGACAGUGACUUUACUGAAACACCGUGCAGUCAAAUCUAUUUAUAGUGACUCUCCUUAUUGAAAAUUUAAAAUGAAAUUUUCCACAUCAAUAUUUUGUAGGAAUGCUCUUAUAAUCAACGACUAAGCUGCUUUUUGAGGCUCUUGUUGUACAGACGGUGCGGCCAGUUACAUUUUAACUAGUAGGCUGCUCACUAAUGUUUUGUAUGUUUCCAGACAAUAAUUUAUUUUAAUAGGUUUUUAACACAAUGCACACUCCAGGGAAAAAGUGAGAAGAUGCUCCGUGGGUCUUUGGUUGGGGAAACUUUGUCAAACAGAACCUAAUGACACAUUUAUACGCCAGCUAAUUUGUCUUGCCUUUAAAGCUGACCGUAAACUCUCAGUGCCAUUUUUAUAAAGCAAGGGACAGCCUCUCUGUCCUAUAAAUAACACUUCAGAGAUGUAUGUCCAACCCCUGUCUGAAACCUAUCCAUUGAUACACAGCCACUCUAGCUAGGUUUUCUUACAUUUUGCUACUGUAACCGACAAUGGAAUCUAAUGUAAAGUCAGAAGUUACAGAACAAGGGAGGUAAAUGACUCAACAUUUCUCAGGCGCUUGCCUGGGAUGGAAGAGUGACCGGCUGCUGCCUGUUGCCCACUCUGAGCCUCUGCUUCCUACUGGCUCUGUUUUGGGUUAACUUCUUUGAGAGAUUGAUUUGUUAUUGAUCUUCUCUGUCCUUUCGUAGGGGGAAGGACACAUGUAGAGUGUUGGACAAGCUUUUAAAAAGAUGUGUGUUCCCCCACUUUAAAUGUCUUUGGUUCUGUAUACACCCGUCCGUCAGUAAAGUCCGUUUGCUGCUGACUUGGUCACAUACAGACUCCUGUGUUGAAUGAAAAUACAGUCCUGUCUAUCUUUUGUCAUUUUUUUUUUUUUUUGUACGUGAAGGUGUCUCCACACCAGAAGGAACACCACAGGAGGUGAUAGGAAUGAAAGGGACACGGACUUCUGUGACGUGAAAGCCCCAUCGUGAUAAGGUGAAGGGGCCUGGCUCCAGAUCCGCCUCGCCUUCCAACUAGACGCUAGCAGAUAGCAGAGUCCUCCUGACCUGAGUGGGGCCUCAGCUCCCACAGCCAGCGUUCACAGGGUUUCCCUUUGCCUUCCCUGGUGGAGAAUAUUGUGUGAUGGUCUGUGCUUUUUUUUUUU
Molecule: messenger RNA, 6603 nt
Organism: Microtus oregoni (creeping vole)
Lineage: Eukaryota; Metazoa; Chordata; Mammalia; Rodentia; Cricetidae
Gene: Mboat2
Product: membrane bound O-acyltransferase domain containing 2
Exons: 13
Coding region: 125-1690 (521 amino acids)
Biological process (GO): lipid modification
Cellular component (GO): membrane
Molecular function (GO): acyltransferase activity
Source: RefSeq, a predicted model, not a curated record